Molecule: messenger RNA, 1377 nt
Organism: Nannospalax galili (Upper Galilee mountains blind mole rat)
Lineage: Eukaryota; Metazoa; Chordata; Mammalia; Rodentia; Spalacidae
Source: the annotation of a RefSeq genome assembly
AUGUUAAAAAUUAUUCUGCCAUCCAUUAUACUCUUACCACUAACCUGAUUCACAAACAACAAAACAGUAUGAACAAACACCACAUGUCACAGCCUAAUAAUUAGCCUCAUCUCACUAUCCCUACUACACCAAGACUCCACAAACAGUUAUAACUUUUCCACAACAUUCUUCUCAGACCCAUUAUCCACACCACUAGUAAUCCUAACAACAUGACUCCUACCACUAAUACUCCUAGCUAGCCAAAACCACCUAUCAAAAGAACAAGAAAACUAUAAAAAAAUAUAUAUCAGCCUCCUAACACUUCUUCAAGUAUUCCUAAUCAUAACAUUUACCGCAACAGAACUAAUACUAUUUUAUAUCCUAUUCGAAGCAACCCUAAUCCCCACACUAAUUAUUAUUACACGUUGAGGAAACCAAACAGAACGUUUAAACGCCGGAUUGUACUUCUUAUUUUAUACAUUAAUUGGGUCAAUCCCCCUACUAAUUUCACUGAUUAACUUUAAUAACACCUUCGGAACUCUUAACCUAGUACUACUAUCCUUAAAGCAACCUGCACUAAGCCAGUCAUGAUCCAAUCACAUUCUAUGGUUAGCUUUCAUAUUAGCCUUCCUAGUAAAAAUACCUUUAUAUGGAGUACACCUAUGACUCCCGAAAGCCCACGUAGAAGCACCAAUUGCAGGAUCAAUAGUUCUAGCAGCCGUACUACUAAAACUGGGGGGUUACGGAAUAAUACGAAUCUCAAUUCUACUAGAUAUAGUAAACAAAACCAUAGCCUACCCAUUCAUCAUAUUAUCACUAUGAGGUAUAGUAAUAACCAGCUCAAUCUGUAUACGACAAACUGACCUCAAAUCAUUAAUUGCUUAUUCAUCAGUAAGCCAUAUAGCCCUAGUAAUUGUAGCAGUCAUAAUCCAAACACCAUGAAGCUUUAUAGGAGCUACAGCUUUAAUAAUUGCUCACGGACUGACCUCCUCCCUACUAUUCUGUUUAGCCAACUCUAACUAUGAACGAACCCACAGCCGCACUAUAAUACUAGCUCAAGGACUACAAACAAUUCUCCCACUAAUAGGAGUGUGAUGAAUACUAGGAAGUCUAGCCAACCUAGCACUUCCCCCAUCAAUUAAUCUUAUUGGAGAACUCCUAAUCAUUACAUCCUCAUUUUCAUGAUCAAACCUAUCAAUCCUAAUAAUAGGUAUAAACAUAAUCAUAACAGCCGCCUACACAUUUUAUAUACUUAUUAGCUCCCAACGAGGUAAACUAACUAAUCAUACUAAAUUUUUACCACCAACACAUACCCGUGAAUCAACUAUUAUAUCACUUCACAUCAUCCCAAUUAUCCUAAUUUCCAUUAACCCUAAACUUAUCCUCGGACUACCUUAA